UGAAUUAAACUAAAGUGAAGUGAAUUGAACUAAACUUAUUAAAGUUGAACAGAACUGAACUGAAAAUAAUCGUAUGAGAACCGGUUCUAAAUUUCUCUAUUGAUAAACAAAGGCAAAAUUGUAAAUAAAUAUAACUGUUUUCUAGCCGUUCAUUGGCAACCGUUACUUCAAGUAACGUUUGUAUCAAUUAUUGUUACUUUAAGAGUUCAACAAAUGAUUUUUCUUGAAACAUUACAAUUUUAACCGUUUGAUAAACGAGCUUUGUUUUUCAGAAACAAGAGGCCUUCGGCCUUACUUGUGUAAUCAGAUUUGGAUGGGUACCCCUAAUAUGGGAAGUAUUAAACUAACUCCAACAAUAGUUGUGAAUACUAUUUUCUUUCGCCGGCGAAUGGUUGCGACAACACUUUCUUUGGCUCUCUCUCGUUUUAGGUUGGCGGUCAAUCUCUCUCUUUUCACCGGAAUCCUAGAAUGGAAGGAGGAAAAUCCAAUCUUGAUGAUGAAUUGAGGGGGUUCCUGGCAGAAUUUAUGGUGGGAGUUAUCAAGUUUGAAGAGUUAGUGGAAGUUGGCCAGACGUUUCUUGUUAGAUUUCAGCAGGCACUUGAGUUUCUUCGACGCCCUUCAAUAUUUAAAUCAUCAGAGCUGGUCAAGAGCAUUGUUAAAGCAAAUGAAACUAAGAGGGUUAGUACAUAUGUAGAAGCUGGUUGCACUAAUGCUUACGAUAGCGCAGUGAGUGUUAGUCAGCUGAACACAAGCUUGGGCAACCUUCGGGAUUAUUCAGUUAAAGCCAAAGGCAUAAUUGAUGAACUUCAAAGUCUUAUGGAUAAGGCAGGCAAUGCUUUGAUCAUGAACCCAGAUGACCAAUUAGAUAUGGAUUCCCAGGGUUCAGACCAAGAAGUAAUUGCUUCCCGAAAGCUUGAUGCUGCUGGUUGUGCCUCUUCUAUGGCAGUAAUAUACAGCAUGGUGAAACAAGAUUAUACGAUGCAGGAAAAGAUUGUUUCUUCAUUGAGUCUAAAAUCAUCCAGCGGUGAAUUGGAUAGCUACUGCAAGAUGUGGAUGUUAAGGCCGUUUAUAAAUGAUGAUAUCAUACAUCAAGCUUUAAGACAGAAAUUUUGAAGGAGUUAAAGGAAAUAUGCGAGGACUUGAAAGGAAGAGCGUGACACUAGAGAAAUGUGUUUCUUACCAAGAGCUCCUUCCCGUAGGAGGGGCUUGGCAGAUUGCAGCUUAGCUCCAAGAACAUC
This is a messenger RNA of Chenopodium quinoa (quinoa), 1238 nucleotides long. RefSeq lists its product as uncharacterized. The transcript has 3 exons. NCBI's taxonomy places the organism in Eukaryota, Viridiplantae, Streptophyta, Magnoliopsida, Caryophyllales, Amaranthaceae. The coding region runs from base 469 to 1113 and encodes 214 amino acids. The record is from RefSeq and is a predicted model, not a curated record.